Messenger RNA from Neohortaea acidophila, 1161 nucleotides. RefSeq lists its product as uncharacterized. Lineage: Eukaryota; Fungi; Ascomycota; Dothideomycetes; Mycosphaerellales; Teratosphaeriaceae. Gene Ontology annotation, molecular function: phosphatidate phosphatase activity. The record is from RefSeq and is a predicted model, not a curated record. Gene Ontology annotation, cellular component: actin cortical patch. Bases 1 to 1161 code for a protein of 386 amino acids. The transcript has a single exon.
AUGGACAAUACGGCGUUCCGUACGCCGCGUGCUGGUGAUGACCGGCCGGAUCUGCUGGAGCUGAAGGACGCCAAUGUCUCCAAACCUGAGAUACUGCGAAACGAGUCCUUGCAUCCCGCCAACGAGCCCAGUGGAUGGCAGGUGGAGUAUAUUGCGUGCUACUUUAUCAAGAACUCUGGCAGAGAUCCCUCCAAGGUCGCCGCAGCCAUUGCAUCCUACCUCAACAUCGGCCAAGACGACGUUGCGACCCGGAAACGCAUCGAGCAGCGCAUCUCACCCUUUGUCGAGACGGUACUCCCAAAUCGUACUCUCCGAGUCAACAUCGCCGGCAAGGAACAGCAAACCUUCGGCCCCUCCUCCUACUCCGGCAUCAGCGCCGGGCUCUUCCCCCUCUACCACCAGCCAGCAAUCGGCCACACCUUUGCAACCCACGCCGUCCACGAACCGCCCCCCUUCAGCCUCCCCAGCACGACCGUCGUAGCCGACGAAACGGGCUGGGGCGUCAUCAGCGACAUAGACGACACCAUCAAAGUCACCAUGACGCCUUCGAUUACCGGAAUCCUGCACAGCACCUUCGUAGUCGAAACCCCGCAGCCCAUAACCGGCAUGCCGGACCUGUACGCCCACAUGGCCGACAUAUUGAAAAUGCCCCCCUUCUUCUACCUCUCCGCCUCGCCCUACAACCUGUACCCCUUCCUCCGCCGCUUCCGCGACGCCCACUACCCGCAAGGCACCAUCAUCCUGCGCGACGCCUCCUGGCAGAAUCUAGGCGGCUUCAUCGCCUCCCUCCGUCAGAACACGCAAGCGUACAAAGUCAGCCGCAUGCGCCGCAUCCACGCCUGGUUUCCGCACCGCCACUUCGUCUGCCUGGGCGACAGCACGCAGUCCGACCCGGAGGCGUACGGGGAGAUUGCACGUAUGUUCCCUGGCUGGGUGCGGGCGGUGUUUAUUCGCAAGGUCACGGAUAUUGCGGAGCCGGGGAUGGCGGCGAAGAAUGCGCCCGAGCGGUUUGAGAAGGCGUUUAAGGGGUUGGAUCGGGGGUUGUGGCAUGUUUUUACGGAGCCGGAGGAGUUGAGGGCGAGGGUGGAGGAGUUGGGGAGGGAUGCGGAGGCGUUGGUUGGGGGGGGGGGUGUAGUGGUUGGACGAAGUCAUGAUGUUUGA